This is a messenger RNA of Trichosporon asahii var. asahii CBS 2479, 780 nucleotides long. RefSeq lists its product as uncharacterized. The record is from RefSeq and is a predicted model, not a curated record. The coding region runs from base 1 to 780 and encodes 259 amino acids. The transcript has 2 exons. Lineage: Eukaryota; Fungi; Basidiomycota; Tremellomycetes; Trichosporonales; Trichosporonaceae.
AUGUUGUCCACCCGACCGAGCCGUCGCUCACACGCCGCAGCGCUUCCCUCCCAGGCCUUAGGGCAACACAACAUCUUCACCCUUCCCCCGUCUCCUCGCCCAGGACGACGGACCGUCAGGAGGAAGGGCACCGUCUCGCCACCGUUGACGGGCAACGACCGCCGACGGUCAUCAGUCAGCUCGGGCACGCCGUCCAUCUGCUCCACCUACCCUUCCCCACCCAACAUCAUGCUCAACUCUCCCAUCACCGCCAACAUCAAGACGCAGGCCGACCUGACGAAUCACUACCGUGCCUACCUGCGCGCCUUGAACACUCGCACCUUUGACCUCGUCGGGCGCUAUGUCGCCAAGCUACUGCGCGUUGGUCCCGCAAGCGCUACCUACACGCCCGAGGACAUUGUCGCCGACAUCCAGGGCCGCACCAUCGCCGCGCGCCUCUCGGUCGAGUACCCCGUCAACGCCCCGAUCAGCUCGACGUUAGCGAACAGCUACGGGCACCAGCAGACUGGCUCGCUGUCGUCCACAGCUGGCGAGAGCCUGUGCGACAACUGCUCGGCCUCGAACCCGCCCACGCCCCCUUCGACCGGCACUGGUGGCCGCUCCCCGCGCGUGUGCCAGGUCGACGAGAUGGUCUUCUACCGCUUUGACGAGGACUGGCGCAUCGUCGAAGUCAACUCGAUGGUGCAGCCGCGCCGCGAGCGCGACCCGGCCAAGUCGCAGUCGGGCCACGAGCGAGGCUCCUCCAGGGGCUUGACCCAUGCGCGCAGUCGUUCGCCUUAG